UACCUGGCACCGCCAGCAGUAUGGCAGCUCAAACUCCUUCCCUUGUGCGUGUCUAUGAUCUCCUCCGAGAGCUCAGACUAAGCAUAAGAAAGAUUGAAGUGGCGGCUGGAACAAGAGAAGGCGAAGACGAUGCGUGGACCAGGCAUCAAAUUGAGGCCUUCAACAACGCAAGCAUUCGUACCGUUGCUGCUUGUCGCGACGCGCUAACCGAGGCGAGGUACGAGGGGGAACAGCACGAGGCCGGUGGUGGCGGCGGCGGCGGCGGAACCGACGGCGGUUCGGACUCUCUCGCAAAGGUGGUCCAAGCGGAGAGAGACCUGGAGCACGUAAGGAUGGAGCUCAGACGAGCAGUCACACUUCGCAAGCGCCACGAGGAGAGACGCUACGAUGCCACCAAUCGCGCCGCGCUACUGGGAGCGGAGUGCGGCGACGGACCGAGACGACGGGGCUACAAUUCCGGGGGAGGUAGCGACGAUGCCCCGGGAUCAGCUGCGGGAGACGCGCGAGAAAUGAAGCAGUCCUUGCAGCGCACCCGAAAGAUGAUGGCGGAGCAGCUGGCCCGGGUGGCCCAAGUGUCGGAGGUCAUGGGCGAACAGGAUGCUUUGCUCAUGAACACGUUCGCCGAGCACCAGGCGAGGCAUCGGAGGAAGCUUGAAGCGAGCCGGCACAACGUUGACGAGGCUGAAGGCUGCCGAGGUGAUGGACACCAUUAUCAUGGUGGCCUCCACCUUUUUAUUCUUCGCCGCGGUCUGCUUUGUGAUAUAUCAGAGGCUGCCCCUCUUGGGCCUCUUGUGACAGGGGCGUCGUUUGUGAGGCGCCGAAGAUCGAUUUUCCUGCAUUUCUUUGCUGUUUGUUGUUGUGUUGACUCUAUGGUAGAGUGUAAGCUCAGGCAAGAAGCGAACGUGUGUGUGUAGUGUACAUACAUCGGUCAUCACGAGGUGACGCCAACCUGAACGUGCUACAUACCCUCACGUAUUUCCGGCCAAGCUCUGGGAAUGUCGAGACGUUUUCUUGCCACCAACUGCGUCGUCCACAACCUGUGCCGUCGUCAACGAUUCCCAGUUCCCGACACGAUGUGCUCUGAUGUUCUCUGAAGAAUACUGCUAGUAUAGCUCAGAAGCAACGUAGAAGAGACACGGGGUACGGACAGGCGGCCUGAAUGGCACCUCUAUUUUGGUAGCUUGGUAGACGUUUGACUCGGUAUAACAGCUCGAGAAGAGAGACACAAACAAAACCUGUCUUGUUUGUGUUUGAUAGUGCACUGAUAACGCUCUUUUUGAUUGGGAGCGUGUGAUGGAGGAUUUUUUUUUUUUGCGCCAGUUCAGCCGGCGCAGAACAAUCAAUAAAUAGGAAACACCGCUUGCCUGACUUGGUGACCUAAUGCGGUUACAUACCCCGUUCCCACAGCCCUCGAGCGGAUCCUUUGCGCCGUAAUGUCUACCAUGCUCACAUUUUUUCUUGUCUGUGAGACCCCUGGACACCGGCGUGUUGGUAUUGUCAUUGUCCGAUUCACGGGACAGAGAAAAAAUUCUGCUCUCCUCCUCGAAUCGGCACACGUGUCGAUGUGUGAUUGCUCCAAAUAGCGCCUGGCGCGCAUAGUGGCCGAGUGAACAAGAUGACAUCCCGGCUCUGGAAUACAUUAAGCACGUCGUGCAUGUUGUAGACAACUGUAAAAA
This is a messenger RNA of Ectocarpus sp. CCAP 1310/34, 1676 nucleotides long. Lineage: Eukaryota; Phaeophyceae; Ectocarpales; Ectocarpaceae. The record is from the annotation of a GenBank genome assembly.